Messenger RNA from Myodes glareolus (Bank vole), 5948 nucleotides. RefSeq names its product EvC ciliary complex subunit 1 (gene Evc). The record is from RefSeq and is a predicted model, not a curated record. Gene Ontology annotation, cellular component: ciliary membrane; plasma membrane protein complex. Lineage: Eukaryota; Metazoa; Chordata; Mammalia; Rodentia; Cricetidae. Gene Ontology annotation, biological process: smoothened signaling pathway.
CUCCUCCCCCGACUUGGGCGCUGCUGGAAGGGCGCGGAGGGGCAGAGCUGGCGGGCGGCGGGCUGUGGCAGGUCACCCGCCCGAGCCCCCAUGGCCUGCACAAGCGAUGCCCGGCUGCAGCUGGGUCGGGAAGCGCUGCAGGCGGCACCCACGUUGCUGGUUCUCGCGGUGCUGCUGGGCGCCGCACUCGGCCUGGGCCUCGGCCUGUGGCUAGGCUGCCGCGCCAGUCGACUGCGCACGCGACUCCAGAAAGAUGACACCCAACGCCUGCUCAGGAGUUCAGAGCCCACUGCACAGAGCCUGCCAGAUACUGGCUCCCGGGUCAGGAGACGCCAGAGAGAAAUGAUGACUUCUCGGGAUGAGGAUGCUCCUGAGGAAUGUGACCCACCCUUGAGCAGCAACAUCACAGCGUUUGCACUGAAAGCCAGGGUUGUCUAUCCCAUCAACCAGAAGUUCCGGCCUCUGGCUGAUGGAUCCUCCCACCCGUCGCUGCAUGAAAACCUGACACAGGCAGCAGCCAUCCUGCCCCACCUACCCCACCAGCCAGCAGAGGCCUCACCGGCCAGCAGCCUUGGCAGCCUGAGCCAGGCUGGGAAGGAAGAUGGCAGCUCCUCUUCCAGCAUGCACUCGGCCUACAGUGACGACAGGAUCCUCCACUGUGCCUUCCUCCAGGUGGGCAGCUUCCCUGAGGUUCUGGCCUGUGAGAGUGCGGAUAUCGACCUAUGUGUUCGCAGCCUUCUCCUGAAAGACCUGCUUCAGGUAGACACAGCGCUGAGACGGGAGAAGCACCUGGUGUUCAUUCAGAUUCUCAAAGCAUGCCUCCUGGAUGUUUUUCCUAAAAAGAAGCCUGAAGAUGAAUUAUACCAGAAGAUACUUUCAAAACAAGAGCAUGAUUUGGAAGAGUUAGAAAAGGGACUUCAAGCCAGAUUGGUGAACACAGUGACUCCAAUGGGCACCAGUGACUCCAGCUACGUCUCCCUGGCAGAUGUGGAGAGGAAGGAGAGAGAGCUCUCGGAGCAACUCAUAGACAAUAUGGGAGCUUUCUGGAAGCAGAUGGAAAGCAUCCAGCCCACUCUCGUGGACCAGUUUAAAUGUUCCAGCUCAAAGGCACGGCAACUCAUGAUGACUCUGACAGGAAGAAUGAUUGCCGCUGAAGGGCUGCUGCGUGAUGCCCAGGACCUGCAUGCCCUGGAUGCCCUGGAGAGAUCACUGGGUCGGGCCCACAUGGCAAGAAUGGUAGAGUUCCUGAGGACCCAGAUCCAGGAGGAGACCAAAUGUCGGCUGGCUGCUAUCUCCCAUGGCCUGGAGCUGCUGACAGCCCAGGGACAGCUGUCUGGGAGGCAAAAGGAGGAACUUCUGACCCAACAGCACAAGGCUUUCUGGGAGGAGGCAGAGUGCUUUGGCAGGGAAUUCAUUCAGCGGGGCAAAGACCUGGUCCAGGCGUCUCUGGCUCACCAGGCAGAAGUGAUGGCAGAGCUCACACAAAUCCAAGAAGAAGAGCAGAGAAGUUUCCUGGCUGAUUCCCAGCUGACCUCAGACCUGGGGGAGUUCCUCAAGGUUUUUCAUGAGGUCCUGGAGAGGCAGUGGCUGACCCGGAGUGACCAGGAGGAGGAAGAGGAUAUCAGGAUCACGGAGGCCAUGGCUGCACUCUGCCAAGAGCUGUACUGUGGCACCAUGGAAACCUUCCAAAAGUUUGUGGACAUUCUCUUCCUGAAGACGCUCCCAGAAGUGAGCAGUCUCCCUGUGGCAGAAUGCGAGGCCCUGAAGCAACAGGUCCAGGAGCAAGCAGCGAGACAGCUGGGGCAGGUGGACCGAUUUCGCAGACGGCAGUGGGAACUCCUGUGUGACCUCUUGGAACAGGACAGGCGGGUGUGGCUGGAGGAGUGUGCGCUGUCCACGGUACUGCAGAGGCAGCUGCGGGAGCACCAGGAGAGCACCAUUCAUAGGGUCCUGAGCCGAUUCAGUGGCCUCUCUGAAGAGUCCACACGAGGCAUCCUGCAGGACCAUGAGCUGCUGCUCUGCUCCGCUCUCCGUAGACUGGCCCUCCGAGGCACCACCACCACUGCCCUGGCUCAGAUGAGGCUCUCCGGGAAGAAGAGGCUCCUGCAGGAGCUGCGUGAGCAGCUGGCUCUGGAGCAGGGAGCCUCCCCCUGCCUGGAGGAGCAUCAGUGGCAGCUGCUCAGAGCCCUGGAAGCACGGAUCCUGGAGGAGGCGGCCAGACUGGAAGAUGAGGCACAGCAGACUGGCCUGCGGCUCCAGCAGCAGCUCCUUGCAGAGGUGCAAGAGGCAGGGCAGCUGCUACAGAUGCACUCAGAGAGGGCCAUUGGACAAGUAUUGUUGGUGCAUGCAAGGAAUGUGGCCAGUAAGGGCCGAACAAGGGACAAGGAAGACUUCAAGAGGACGCUGGUGGAGACGGUGGUGGAGAGCGUGUAUGUGACCAGCACCAGUGUCAGCCACCUCGUGCAGGCAUAUUACCAGCGCAUGGGGAAGCUCCUGCAGGUCCACGAGGAGCAAGUGCUGCAGCACCUGAAGACCCUGCAGGGUGAGAGAAUCAACACUUACAAGGUGUGGAAGAAGCAAGAAUUCAGUGACCCACCAUCGGGGAGCCAGACAGCACCGUCAGGGAACCAGACAGCACCGUCGGGGAGCCAGACAGCAGACACCCAUGGAGCUACCCAGGCGGUACAACAGAGGAUGCUGUCACGGCAGAAGAAAUUCCUGAGCCAGUUCACACAGCACCAGCAAGGCCGCCUGAACUGUCAAAAGCAGAAGGCACGCGAGCUCGACCAGCUAGAAGCCCAGCUUGAGACCCAACUACAGGAAGCUGAACAGACCUUUAUCUCAGAGCUGGCAGCACUGGCCCGAGUGCCCCUUACUGAAAACAAGCCAUUCUCCAGCAAGCGAGGACUGCCAGAGAAGCCGGUAAGGACCAGAAGAAAGAAGCCCCCACCUCGGGAGAGAGAGGACCUGGGGCCGCCCAACAAUGAUCACCCUACCUUGGCGGACCACACCACAGGACCACUCAGCAGCAGAAGGCUGGGUCAGCAGGACAGCGACGCUGGCGAUGGAGAGAGCUCGAGAAAGAUGCUGCAGAGAAGAAGCAAUCUGUAGUUGGAACCCUGCUGAGAUGGACCUACUGCCUGCCUCGCUUCCUCUGUGGCUGCAGCCUUAUGGUUCAGACUGGGCCACGAGUUGUAGGCAGAUCUUGAGAGACGGGAAGCCACCUAUCUUAGAAAGUGGAAAUGGCAAGACAACCAAGUGCCUGGGAUGACUGGAGGUGGUGGAGACAGGCCUUGGAGAACCUCAGCUUCCGCCCUGGUGCACUUUCCCUGACUAGAAGUGGUGGAGACAGGCCUUGGAGAGACUCGGCUUCCGCCCUGGUGCACUUUCCCUGACUAGAAGUGGUGGAGACAGGCCUUGGAGAACCUCGGCUUCCACCCUGGUACACUUUUCCUGAUUGCUUCCUCUACUCCUGCCCUCCAGCCUCACGGUGUCCUGGUGCUUUCCAAUGGCCCCUGGUUUGCAGCCUCUCCACUGAGUCCUACCUGCCAGGGUCUCAGCAUCGCUGGUAUUGUCUGAGCCCAAAGUCAUUGUUUCACCCCCAUUGCUCCACAGUCAUGUCCUGCCAGAGUUCCAACCAGGACCAGCUAACUUUUGCUCUUGGUAUUUCUAUCUUUUGGUUCAGGAGUCCUGGGACCUGGUUACUCAAAGAUGUCAGAGUCUCAGAGCCAGUGUCCUUGGCACAGCCAUGGACUUUGAACUCCAUAGGCCUGUUCUGAACUAUUUGGAGCUUGGUGACCACACAUGCCGGUCACGUACCACAAGAUCUGCUCCUUGGGCAUGGAGGACAUAGGAGGAUAUCUCUACCCUCAGGCUUCACUGCGGAGGGGAAAUCUUCCAGCAGCCAGCAGUCCCUCCCCUGAGGAGAGGUCCCCAGAUCACCUGCUCCUCCAGAGGUAUUUGAAGGACUUCCAUAAGCUUCCAAACCAGCCCCACUUGCCCCACAGGUCAGAGGUCUUUCCCACUCAGGGGACAAUCUCUUUCACCAUCAGGUAUCCCCAAUCAUCACUGUCAACAUUUGGGUGCAAUCACUCUUUGCUUGGGUGUGAAACCUGUUAAUGCCAAAAAUGGAGUCUCUCAUGUCAGACCCAGACCCACGUGCAGCCAGGAGGCUGUGACUGGCACCCACUGGGGCAUUUGAGAUGAGCACUGGCACAUAUGAACACACUGCUUCACACUCUUGCCCAGGGACACCAGUGUGCCUGCGAGUGGUGCCUGAGGUUCAGAACUUCUGACUGAGGGAUCGGCUGAUGCAGCAUCCGACCUUCCUUCUCCUUCCCUCUUCCAUUGUCCUGCUCCCCGGGCCUCAGCCUCCUUGCAUAUGAGCCAUCCCUGACUCAUUCCGAAUAAAAACCUCCAGCCCAGGAGUUGAGAGGUUGCCCUUGCUGUUUCAGGCCUGUGGGGACUGAAGCUUUCCUGUGCAUUGUAGAACAAUGGGAAGCAACCCUGGGGUCUACCCACCUGUUCAUCUCUGGUGUUUCUCAGUGAUAGGUCAAGGUGUGCCUCCCCUGGGCAAGCCCAACACGGCAAAGCUCUACAGUACCACAGAUUUCUAGAACACGCUGGCUUCUGUGACACUGUAGCCCCUCUCAGGGGUCUUCUGGACUUUCAGGACUUUUCGUUUCUUAAAAUAUGAACUAGAACUGGCUAGUUAGAGAGGUGGCCUUCAUGGAAAGCCCUCUGCAUGUGUAUGCAGUGUGUGUGUGUGUGUGUGUGUGUGUGUGUGUGUGUGUGUGUGUACAUUUGGAGACCAGAGGACAACCUCCCAUAUGGCUUCCCAAGUUCUAUCCACCUUUGUUUGUUUAUUUGUUUUUUGACCAGUCCUCUCACUGGCCUAGAACUCACCGAUUAAGAGAGGCUACCUGGCUCGCAGGUCCCCGUGCUUAGAAGUCAAGUACUUUAAGGACUGACACUUCCCCUGUAAUCAUCCAUUUAACCAAAUCAACCUUGUCUACCCAGACUGAUGGUCUCAGCGUGAGUCCACAGUGCCCUCUGGUGGCUUUCACGAAGCAUGUCACCUGAAUAUAUUGAAAAGCUAUGGUUUCUUUCCUGCAGAAUUCUACAACACUGCUUGCCUGGGGAUCGCUAUUGUCAUCUAAGUCCUCUGGUUUGAGGGUGUGAGUGUGACAAAGACAAAUGAUCUUCCUUGCCUCCUCCAGCACCAAGACUGGCUGGUUAACUGAGUCUCUUAGGAUUUCUAUUGUGUGAUAAAACAUGAUGGCCCAAAGCAACCUGGGGAGGAAAGGGUUUAUUUCAUCUUACACAUCUGUGUCACAGUCUGUCACUGAGGGCAGGAACCUGCAGGCAAGAACUGAAGGAGAGACCUUAGAGGGACACUUUGUGGCUCACUGCUUACUGGAUUGCGCCUCAGGGCUUGCUCUGCCUGCUUUUUCAUAGCAUCCAGAACCGCCUGCCCAGGGGUGGUCUCACCCACACUAAGCUUGGCCUUUCCACAUCAGUCACCAAGAAGACAUCCUACAGAUUUGCCUCCAGUCCCAUCUUAUGGAGGCAUUUUUUGAUUGAGAUCCCCCUUUCUUGGAUGACUCCAGCUGGUAUCCAUAUUGGAAAAACAAAGAGACAAACACAACCAGCCAGUACAACUGACCCCUUGUCAGCUCGACACAUAAACACAUUGUCAGUGGCACACACAUUGUCAACUUGGCAUGCAAACACAUCUAAACUGCAACCUUCCCGUUCUCAUUUGCAUACAAGAUGCCAUGCCUAUAUUGGUAUCACGAUAUAAAGCAGUAUAUCUUCAAAAGUUCCAGCCCCUAAAAUUCACUUGGAAGGUUUAGUCUGCUGAGGAGAGGGAGGAGAGAUUAUAGGAGGCCAAGGAAAGGAGUGGGGGAUUAGGGACAUCGCAAGAAAACCGACAGAAAUGGCUAGCC